Molecule: messenger RNA, 951 nt
Organism: Arvicanthis niloticus (Nile rat)
Lineage: Eukaryota; Metazoa; Chordata; Mammalia; Rodentia; Muridae
Source: RefSeq, a predicted model, not a curated record
AUCAUGCUUCCAAGUGACGCCAUCUUCCAGAUAUUUCUCAUAUUCCAAUUUUGUCUUGGUGUCUCAGGGAACUCAGCACUGUUAAUGUUAUAUAUAUACAGUUUUUUCUUCAAGCCUCAUUUUAAAAAGUUGAUAGAUUUAGUUUUCAUGCACCUGACAAUAGUUAAUAUGUUGACAAUCAUAUUCACAUUGAUAAAAGAUAUCAUGUUAUCCUUUGGAGUACCCAAGUUUUUGGACGAUGCCAGUUGUAAGGCAAUUUUGUUUUCAUUCAGAGUCAGCCGUGGUCUGUCCAUCUGCACCACCUCUGUUCUAAGCACAUUUCAAGUCAUCACCAUCACUCCCAGUAAUUCUAAGUGGGCUUGGCUUAAGCCUAGACUCUCUAAAUGGAUUUUUUAUUCCUUACUUUUUUCCUGGCUUAUUAAUCUUCUUAUCUAUGGGUAUAUGCUUGACAUGGUAAUGGCCAAAACCAAUAAUUCCCAUGUUGGCCAUGGAUAUUCAGAUGGUUACUGUCAAAACACGCACUUUGGGAAAAAAAAUUCAGGGUCAUUUUUUAGCCUCAUCAUCACUCAUGAUCUCUUCUUUGUGGCCGUCAUGAUGUGGGCCAGCCUCUACAUGGUGAUCUUCCUCUACAGACACCGCAAGAGAGCCCAGCAUCUCCACAGCCCAAGUCUCUCCUCCCAGUCAUCUCCUGAGCGCAAAGCCACUCACAGCAUCCUGUCUCUGGUGAGCUGCUUUGUGUUCAUUUAUUGGUUGAACAACUCCGUGACCCUUUAUGGUUUUUAUACUAAUGAUAAAAUUCCAAGACUGGAGUCAAUUAAUGCGAUUUUGUCAACAUGUUACCCAACCAUCUGCCCUUUUUUACUCAUGAAGAAUAAUAAAGUUAUUUUGCAAUGCACUUCUUCAUUUUCUGUACUGAAAAUGUCCUGUUUUCAAAGUUCACUCCAUGGCUAA